Messenger RNA from Ciona intestinalis (vase tunicate), 2900 nucleotides. The record is from RefSeq and is a predicted model, not a curated record. Lineage: Eukaryota; Metazoa; Chordata; Ascidiacea; Phlebobranchia; Cionidae.
ACUCUAAGUUGCGAAAUAUUCUCCGAAAUUCGAUGUAGGGCGGGUUUUACUACCGAUACAAAGUAUAUAUAACCCAGCGAGGAAGUAUGGCUGUAAGGUGUUGUUCAUGAAUUCGUCUUGGUACAACGCAGUCGUUGUCUCGGCCGGGCAGGCUUUGCUCAGCGUCGAGCACUUGUGCGCUUUGCCCGGCCCUCUCUCCUUAUCAAUUCGCGAUCAGCAUUCGCACAUUCCGCUUUUCGCUUCGUUCUCUUCUCUUUUAACGCUGUGUAUUCGGCGCGGGAGGCAGUCACGUCUCUCUGGUCUAGACCCCGCCACUGGUCGCUUGUGAGAGGCAGUAGUGCUCGCCCUCGCUUGUAACAACAAUCGUCUGCGACGUUAUAUAUGCGAAACUAUGCAACGGCGCGAGCUGUAAACGGUCGCUUCCUAUACCCUCUGGCACUGACGCUGGUUACAUAUAUUGCUUUGCGACACAUAUGUAAAACAGCCUUCUGUGUGGUCGUGUUGUCCCGGCGAAGCAACCAACUUCAAAGAACUCACCCAGAAUGCUAAGACGACACCUUGGUCUAAACUGCAGCUCAAGGACGCCGUGUAUUUCCGGGGAAUUCCCGUUGACGAGAACUCGACAAGGACAUUGCGCCUUUGUAUUAUCGCCCCCAUGGGGUACAGGGCGUCUGUGACCGUCAAUGUAAAAGCGCCUUUUAACACGUCGUCCGUUGGGCCUGCUGAAAGAGAAACAUGCACCCACCCAAGAGUCGACAUUUGGGCCAAGAACGUUUACAACUCCCAAGCUAGCAUGGAUGCAUCCCCGCUAAACCGGGAAGCACGCCAUACGGAUGAAAGAACUAGAACCGCCAACUCGAAAAGGCGGACCCGGAAAAAUAAUACGAAACGACGUCCGCAGUUCGAACUGAGGAACUCUUACUCAAAUAAACGAACCUCCGCAGUUUUGCCGAACCUGCAAAGUAUUUUAAAUUCGCCAAAGACAGACCCCACCAGCACGCCAACGCCGAACCCGCAAUUUCGAAAUGAGUUCCCAAGACGGCUGCGGCAGCGACGUGGGAUAACCGCAGACAACUCAUCAUGGACAAGACUACGACAUUUCUGCGACAGUGAGCCGUUGUCAACAGCAGGAACAAAAUUUUCAUUAUUUCGCGAAAUUGCGGACGAACUUGAUUCUGGUUUAAACGAAGACCCGCGGUUGCCAGAAACAGACCACGUCAAAGAGCCCAUAAUAAGCAUUCUCGCCGUGGAUAUUAACGCUGACUUUAACGACCCAGAGCUUUUACACCGUCUGAGGCAGUUGCUCUUUCAUAUAUCCUUUACCAAGUUAAACAACGGCAGCUUAAACAUCGGCAGCACGCUGGUAAACGCAAGUCUAAAUGGCACGGUCGCUGUGGCCGUUUCGAAUUCGGAGUUAAACAAAGCCAUAACUGUUGGGCGUGAAGAGAAGGACGCGGGGAUGCGCUUCCUGCCUUCGCAUAUGCUGAUUGUCAUUAUAGGCUGUUUUUCUUUAUUAGCUCUCAUAGCUACAGUCGCUUGCGUUGUAAAACGAAGGAGGACGAGAAGUCGCAGGACCCAACAGCAACAAGAGCAAGGAAUCGACGACAACGAGAGCCAGAAGUUUGGUGUUACAUUUUCAAAGUUAAACUGCUAUACCUGCUGUUGUUACAACGAAGACGACAAUUCCAGUACGAUGUCUGUCGCGUCAGAUCGGAGGAUUAAUAAUAAUCUUCGCCCUCCAAAAAUACAAGAACCAAUGUAUAAAGCAGGUCGUCCAGGAGGGUGUGUUUGGUGCACAUGCUGUCGAGGCCAACCUAAUCGACACGUCACUACUGGGGUGACGUCACAGCAUUACGUCACACCGGGUCGGCGAUCUAUAGACCCCAAUAGAGGCACAAGCUCCCUUCAACACAACUCCACUCCGAACAAUUUUUUAAAGUACAACCGGAUUACGAAUAAUCCGUACAGACACGACACCUACCCCCCAAACGUCAGCUACCCAUCCACUGGGACCUUAGCAGAGCCUGGCAGUGCGGCUGGAUCGCCCGGUAGUGUCCGGUCCCAUGCGAGCCGUCGGCCUGCUGGAGCAGCAACGGAAAAGCUGCUUACACCGCGAUCGAAUUGCAUAAAGCCGCCUCCCAAUCGUACACAUAUACGAUGUGAUAACAUCGUUAUUGCGCAGAUGCGAGUAGAGAAGACCUCGCAACGACGUUGCCCCCUCCAUUCUUCCACGGAGGCGCCGAAGCCCGAGGAACGAUUUCUUGUUCCGAAGCCUGGCGAUGAGUGCCGAUGCGAUCGUAAGACUCGAAGUUUAAACGCUUGCCCAACUCGCGCUGUUACCUUAAGGACAUGGGACGGGAGUCCGUGGUCGGAGCCCUUUGUUCUUCCGGCAUUCGAUCCAAAUCAUAGUAUUCGGGACGGCCGGAGACCUCCUGGGGGUACGUACGGGAGCUCGCCACCCGAGUACUCGGAACCUCCUGAUUACUUCACGUAGCUUCCGAGUGGGGUCUCCGGCUUUCUUUCUCUAGUGCAGUCAUUGUUCUUUUGCUUCGAAAAAAACAACGGUCCCGGCAGCGUCCCCACGUGGUCAUUAAAGCCAAGGUGCGAACCACGUGACCGCUUAGCCACCGGUUCCCUCAACCCUUAAAAAAGAACCGAAAAUCGUGCGCAAGCUUUCUUUUCUAUUUAUUUGCAUAUUUAUUUAUCAUCGUUGACACUCACCGGCAGACGGCAUCAGAAAAGUUCAGCGAGGGAGUGUUUAUCAUUCUUGCUUUCGUUACUGUGUUUGGUGUCAGCGCCUCUCCUCGCAAACACCUUUCCGUCUAACGGGCAUUUUUUACAUUGUGGUCUUUACUAUUACCGCUUUUCUAAUAAACGCAAUACUAUAAACCAAAGACAAA